Pelobates fuscus (common spadefoot toad) is the source of this 2805-nucleotide messenger RNA. RefSeq names its product cadherin 16 (gene CDH16). NCBI's taxonomy places the organism in Eukaryota, Metazoa, Chordata, Amphibia, Anura, Pelobatidae. Gene Ontology annotation, cellular component: catenin complex; adherens junction; plasma membrane. Bases 41 to 2533 code for a protein of 830 amino acids. The transcript is spliced from 18 exons. Gene Ontology annotation, biological process: adherens junction organization; cell morphogenesis; cell-cell junction assembly. Gene Ontology annotation, molecular function: calcium ion binding; cadherin binding. The record is from RefSeq and is a predicted model, not a curated record.
AGUCAUUUGUUUUCUGCCCUUCAAGAGUUGGAAAAGAGCCAUGUUGGGUACAAAUUCCAUUUAUCUGUUAGUUCUUCUGUCUGCGUCAGCCCAGGCAACAUCCCCCGUUUCACCACACAAACAAGUUAUUGAGGUGCUUGAAAACUAUAAGGCGUCUCCUUGGUAUCUAGGCAAGAUAAAGCUUGCAGCAGAUGGCCCGUAUGAUACAGAGUUGGUUGGGAACGACGAAGGGAUAUUUCAUUUUGAUCCAGAGACUGGCUUUUUACAGACCAACCAAUCCUUUGAUCGAGAGAAGCAGGAAUUCUACACCCUUCAGGUGAUUGCAAGAGGUAACGAGGAAGCUGUGAUUGAUUCGGUCACCGUUCAAAUCAUCAUUAAAGAUGCAAACGAUAACCAGCCUAUGAUGACACAUAAAACAUUUCAUGGAGUUAUCAGCAAAGGAUCGGGGCAAGGAGUGGCUUUCAUGCACGUGCAAGCCACUGAUGAAGAUGAUCCCAUGACAGAUAAUGCAGAUUUACGUUAUUCCAUCUUGCCGUAUAACUCGGCCCCUUAUAAAGAUAUGUUCCAGGUGGAAUCACGAACAGGAGCAGUUUCUCUAACUGAGCAAGGCGCUACUACUUUGCCCGAGCUGCAAGAGGCCAAGUUCAAGUUUGUGGUUCAAGUUAAGGACACGGGGGACGAACCUCUCGGGAAUAAAGACACUGCAAACCUUGAGAUUGAUGUUGCAGAAAAUACGUGGGUCACCCCAAGCCCGGUGACUCUUCCAGAGAAUCUAAAAUGUGACUACCCUCGAGUCAUCUCUCAGGUCAGGUGGAAUAGCACGGAGGUUCAAUAUCAUCUGGCAGGGAAUUUCGCAGAAGGCCUUUUCACUAUCGAUGAUACAGGAAACAUCUAUGUAACCAGAGAACUGGACAGAGAAAUUGAAAGCCAGCACCAGAUUGAAGUGUCUGCUGUGAAUUUUUAUAACAUUUCCUACAGCGACCCACUACAGAUUUCAGUUAUAGUCCUAGAUGAAAAUGACAAUAAACCAGUAUUUUCUGCAAAUACGUAUCAUGUGGAGAUCACAGAGAAAAUGACAAGAGGAUCUGUGCUGCUUCACCUACAUGCAGAUGAUGCUGAUGAGAUGGACACCAUCAAUACACAAAUAAGCUACAGGAUUGUCAGUCAAGAACCCAGCACCCCCGAAAAUGUAUUUGCCAUUGAUGAGAAGAAUGGGGAUCUGACUCUGCAGGAUAGCAGCCUCUGGGCAGGAAAUACAAAGACAUAUCAAGUGGAAAUCACCGCCACUGACCUUGCUGGAUCCCAGGAUGGUCUAAGCAGUAGCUGUCUCGUAAUAAUUGAUGUGAUGGACAUAAAUGAUAACCCGCCUGUAUUUCUGGAGAAUAAGUUUGCACCCUUUAUUAUACCGGAGAACACAGAGCCUGGCGUGAUCAUCGCUACUCUGACAGCUACGGAUGAAGAUCAUCUGCCUGUUAAUAAAUUGAUAGACUUUUACGUACAAUCUGGAAAUGAAGAUGGCACCUUCAGAAUAUUGACCGAUCAAGAAAGUAACACUAUAUCUGUCUAUCUUGACAAGGUACUUGAUUACGAGAAAAAACAAGAAUACGACUUGAUCUUCCUUGCAAAGAACAAAGCUGAACUUUUUGGAACAGAAUAUGGUGCAAGUUCCACUGCAACUGUCCAUGUCACAGUGCAAAAUGUAAAUGAGCCGCCGGUAUUUGACCAACGCAAAUAUGAAGUCCAAAUCCUGGAGAGUACUCAGUCGGGUUCGGUGAUACUCACAGCUGAGGCCAAGGAUCCAGACAUACUUCACCCAGCCAAGCUGCACUACAGCAUCAAGAAUGAUUCUAGAAAAUGGCUUUCUGUCAAAGAGCAUUCUGGGAAGAUCCACCUGCUCCAUGCUAUAGACAGAGAGGUGUCAGAUGAGACAUACACUGUACAGGUUGUGGUGACAGAGGAAGGGGAUCAUGGUCUUUCGGCAAGUGCAGAGAUUGUGAUGCACAUCGUGGAUGUCAAUGAUAAUAUACCCUUUCUUGUGGGAGACUACUCGAAAGCAUUCUUCUGCAGUAAUAAAGUGGACACCCAGAGGAUUCUCAUCAAGGCCUAUGACCUCGAUUCAGGACAAAAUGGUGCUCCGUUCACGUUUCAAGUUGUUAAUGACCCUAAUGUGCAAGUAAAAUGGAAGAUAACUCACCUGAAUGAGACUCACGCUUAUUUAUCGAUGGUAAUUAGUUACCUGGAACCAAAGGUGUAUUAUGUUCCGAUAAUCGUUAGCGACAGUGGUGAACCCACUCAAAGCCAGCGUGUGCACCUCCCAGUCAGCGUAUGCCAAUGCGGCUCCAGUAACCAAUGCAUUGGGGAAGUGAACAAGAUGGAAAAUAUGCCAACGGUUUCAACGGCUAUGGGCACUCUUUUUGGGACAUUGGGAGCCAUAGUUCUCAUCCUGAUCAUAAUCUUCCUACGGCUGUCUCUCUUUUCCUCUCCCAAGAAUUUAGCGACAUCGGACUCAAUUCCUUUAAAGAACGCUGUAUGAAAAUAUCCACUCAGCCCAGCGAAGACAUACUAAUUUACUGCAUCUUUCUCCCAUUUUCCACUGCAACAACUUGUACUUCCAUUCCUGAUUUACAAAUGAACUGAACAGUAUUCUCUCUUUACCCUUCCAUAUGGUGUGGGGUCUAGUCCCUAGACAACUCAGAUCUAUGAAAUGUAAUUUGUUGAUUAUUUUCUGAAUGUUGAUUACAAAACUGGCCCAUUUCAUCUCUCUCUUUCUCUUCUUAAUAUCCACAUCUACACAGCAAAAUAUUG